UUGGUUUGAGUUGAGAGUAAAAGAUGAGUUGUAGCUGCCACUCUGAGCUCAUUUUCACUGCAAUGUGUCGCUAAACUAAUCAAAAAGAAACUACGACCUGUUUUGGUGUUAAUUAAUAGCGACGACACAAAGCUAACGAACUUAAUAUCAGAUCUUUAGACAUGAUUGUAGCGCAACUUCAGUCAGAUAAUGAGAGAUCACUGGGAUGGCUCCGGGAGGCGGAAGGCGCCGUUGCUUAGCAACCAGGGGACCAAACAAGCAGCCAGCAGCACCAGAGGAGUUUGAUGACCUGAUUAACUUACCAGCAUUUCAUGUUAAUUAACUACACUUAUCUUUAAAAUAUCGCUUGAUAGCUCGUUUGAGAUAUUUCCAUUUAAUGAAAUGGCAGGCAAGAAGAAAGAAGCGAGUCUGCAGGCUUCUGUCACAAACCAAGAGCAGUGGGAGGAGAUGCUUGCCACCAAAGGUUUAACAGUUGUAGAUGUGUACCAACAGUGGUGUGGUCCCUGUCGAGCUGUGGUUAGUCUUCUACGAAAAAUAAAGAAUGAACUGGGUGAUGACCUAUUACAUUUUGCCACAGCCGAGGCAGACAGCAUUGAUGCUUUGGAGAAGUAUCGAGGGAAAUGCGAGCCCACCUUUCUCUUCUAUGGGAGUGGGGAGCUGGUGGCUGUGCUGCGAGGGGCCAACGCUCCUCUCCUUCAGAGGAUGAUUGUGGAGGAGCUGGCCAAGGAGAAGUCGGUCCUAGAGCAAGGUGGUGAACGCAAAGCGGUUAAAGAUGAUGGUCUGGUGGAUGAUGAGAAGAAAGACGAAGAGGAGACGCCACAGCAGUCAGAAAAUGAAGAAAGCAUAAUUGUUCCUGCCAGUAAAUCCUACACAGUUGCCAUCAUCAAACCAGAUGCUGUUGCUCACGGCAAGGCAAAUGAGAUCAUUAUGAAGAUUCAAGAUGCUGGGUUUGAUAUCCUGGCCCACGAGGAACGCACGCUGACUGAGGUUGAGGCUCGAGAUUUUUACCAGCACAAAGCAGAAGAGGCUUGCUUUGAGGACUUGGUGCAGUUUAUGUUCAGCGGUCCGUCCCAUAUUCUGGUACUCUCUCAUGUUGAGGGCUCAGCUAACGUUGUACCAGCAUGGCGGGAGUUCAUUGGCCCAGCAGACAUAGAGGAAGCCAAGAGAGAUCAACCAGAAAGCUUGCGGGCACAAUACGGCACACAGACACUGUUCAACGCAGUGCACGGUAGUGAGGACAUCGACCAGGCCAGCAGGGAGCUCGCCUUCUUCUUCCCCAACUUUAGGACGGCGUCAGUAACGGAGCAGGAUGGGGAGGAAGAGCGUGUGGAGAGGACACUAGCUCUUAUCCGGCCUGACGUUGCCAGAGAGAGAAGAGAGGAGAUCUUGGCUCAAAUCCACAAGUCAGGCUUCACCGUGUCUCUCCAAAGAGAGGUGAUGUUGACAGAGGGGCAGGUCAGACACUUUUACUUCCAACAUGUUGAGGAGGACUACUUCCCUGCUUUGCUCCGAAGUAUGACCAGUGGGCCUGUGCUAGCUUUGGCUCUGGCCAGAACGGGGGCUGUCCAUCACUGGAAGAACAUCCUUGGUCCUUCUGACGUUAAUAAAGCCAGAGAGGAGAGUCCUGAAUGUCUAAGGGCCCAGUUUGCUGUGGAGAAUGAACCCAUCAACCAGCUGCAUGGCAGUGAAAGCCACGAAGAGGCAGAACAAGAGAUCAACUUCUUCUUCCCUAAACAGCAAACACUGGCCGUGAUCAAACCUGAUGCCAUGGAGGAGGAGGAGCAUAGAGAGAAGAUUUUAGAGGAGAUCUAUGGCAGCGGUUUCUCUGUAACGCAGCUGAAGGAGACGGUGCUGUCGAGGGAGAUGGCUGAGGAGUUUUACAAAGAGCACAGAGAGAAGCCUUUCUUCAACCAACUGGUGGAAUUCAUGUGUCGGGGGCCCUGCAUGAUGCUCGUCCUGACCAAGGAAAAUGCAGUGGAGGAGUGGAGGGCCACUAUGGGCCCUGCAGACCCUGACCAAGCUAAGGCAAUAUCCCCAAGCUCUCUGAGGGCCCGCUUCGCCUCCGACAUUCUCCACAACUCGGUCCACGGCUCCUCCAGUGAGCAGCAUGCAGAGGAGAAGAUCCGUUUUAUCUUCGGUGACAUCUGCUCUGACGCAGAGCUCACCGGUGAUGGAGAGACUGACUCAACCGUUUUAGCAAAAGAGCAAGACAAUUCUGCAGAUGAAAACACAGGAAUGUCAAGAUCUCCAACUGAAGGAAUAUCUGACAACAAUCAUGAAGGUGACCCGCAUAAUUCGAAUCCUUGCAGCCCACAGAUGGAAAAAAGUGACGAUCCAGAGCACUGAAUCAGCAACACUUAUUAACAGUUUAUAGGCUGUCUUGACUCGCAGCAGCUGUAAACUACAUGACUAAGACCAGGAUCAUAGUCACCACAAAAAGCAAGUGAUAAUGGAUUUUCUACAAUAAACUGCAUCAAUUUUAACUACUACAUUAGUCUUGGAUGUUUUCCUGUUAGCUUAAUGAUGACAGGAUCGCUUAACAAUUGAAGAUAACUUCCUCUAGAUAAAUUAACUGCGUUAAUGCCGAGAAUAUGAACUUCUUGGCGUUAUUAGCAGCUUGCCGGUGAAUCAAUUGGGACUGGGG
This is a messenger RNA of Sebastes umbrosus (honeycomb rockfish), 2644 nucleotides long. It is a transcript of the gene nme9, whose product is annotated as NME/NM23 family member 9. The transcript has 18 exons. The coding region runs from base 382 to 2346 and encodes 654 amino acids. The record is from RefSeq and is a predicted model, not a curated record. Gene Ontology annotation, molecular function: nucleoside diphosphate kinase activity. Lineage: Eukaryota; Metazoa; Chordata; Actinopteri; Perciformes; Sebastidae. Gene Ontology annotation, biological process: UTP biosynthetic process; GTP biosynthetic process; CTP biosynthetic process.